This is a messenger RNA of Lasiodiplodia theobromae, 1350 nucleotides long. RefSeq lists its product as uncharacterized. The record is from RefSeq and is a predicted model, not a curated record. The coding region runs from base 1 to 1350 and encodes 449 amino acids. NCBI's taxonomy places the organism in Eukaryota, Fungi, Ascomycota, Dothideomycetes, Botryosphaeriales, Botryosphaeriaceae. Gene Ontology annotation, molecular function: protein binding. The transcript has a single exon.
AUGAAUUCGCUUCCGUACGAGCUGUUGGAGACCAUCGUCUUGCACCUUGGCAGCGAUGAGCUUGCUCCGUUCGCCACCAUCUCGGCCACAUUCCAAGAGCUCAUCGAACGUCGCACUUUCAGAGAGCUUGAAAUCCGCAGCACCGACAUUGAUCAGUUCGUCGCGAUAGUCACAGGGUCUCGCCGCCGAAUCCUCAGACUCCUGGACUAUUUCAUCGCCCUACCAACUGUCGCCGAACGCCAGCGCAACAGCCUUGGCUUCACCAAAGCGAUCCACGACCUGUUCUUUGCUCUGUCCCGCUGGGACACUGGAUCGAGCGCCAACCCCAUAAAACUAAGCAUCAGUGUCGUCGAAGACAACAUUUACCCCCGCAUCGACUACCGCCGCAGCAUCCUCGAGCUAACGGCACUCGACUCUCUCCAAAGCGUACCGCAAAUCCACACACUAUGUCCGGACAGCGGCGUCUGCAUCUCAGACAGCAGCUGGAUCAACAUUGCCUCUCGUCUUCCGAACCUCCAGCGCCUCGACGUCCAUCUCAACCACCAAAGACCAGGCCUGGACCUGGACCAGCGCCGCCGCAACCGCCACAGCCUAGCCGCAGCUCUGAACAACCUGCACAACACCUCCCACCUCGUCCACAUCACCCUCUUUUCCCCCGCCAUCGGCUGGUCGCGCCGCUUCUUCCGCCACACGCCCAACAUCCUCCUCCCGGAUGACCCUACCAACGACCACCUCAGCUUCGCGCUGAACCGCCUGCUGCGCCGCAGCCCAAACCUGCGCACAUUCGAUAUCUGCGGCGCCAUCUCCCUCAGCACCGCUCUCUUCGCCGACGACAACACCUCCUCCUCCUCCUCCUUCCACCGCCUGGAGCGCAUCUCCAUUUCCCUCGCCGCAUGCGCACCCGACGGCACACCCUACUUCCACGGCAACAUCACAUCCGACCCAGCCGACAUCGCCGACUACGCCGACGACGGCUUCGGCGACUCCGACGACGACGGCAGGCCUAGGCCCUUAUAUCGCUGGACCGGCGCCGCUGAAACGUUCCGUACUUUCGUUCUCUCCGCCGCGCGCUUCGUAUCCGCCGCGCGCAUGCCGCGUCUGCGCGCCUUCUCGCUCCAGAUGCAGUUUCACCAUUGCAAGAUCGUGUACGCGGCGCCGGGAGUAUUCUAUCCGGCUUGCCAGUGGCUCGGCGAGGAGGACCCGUUGGGGGAGGGGAACUUGUGGUUGCCGCGGAGUUAUGUUGAUGUGACGGGGUUGGAGGGGGAUGGGGAGGGGGAUAAGGAGGUUGAGGAGGCGUGGGGAGGGAUUAGGGAGGGGGGGUUGGUGCAUUGGGGAUCUCAUGUCGAUUGA